AUGCACGCGGGGCUCCUGGGGCUCUCGGCCCUGCUGCAGGCGGCCGAGCAGAGCGCGCGCCUUUACACCGUGGCUUACUACUUCACCACAGGACGGCUUCUGUGGGGGUGGCUGGCCCUUGCUGUCCUCCUGCCUGGGUUCUUGGUCCAGGCCCUGAGCUACCUAUGGUUCCGAGCAGACGGGCAUCCAGGGCAUUGCUCCUUGGUGAUGCUGCACCUCCUACAGCUUGGUGUUUGGAAGCGGCACUGGGACGCUGCACUGACCGCUCUGCAGAAGGAACAGGAGGCUCCCCACCGAGGCUGGCUGCAGCUGCAGGAGGCCGACCUGUCGGCCCUUCGACUCCUGGAGGCCCUGCUGCAGGCUGGGCCCCACCUGCUGCUUCAGACAUAUGUUUUUCUAGCCUCAGACUUCACAGAUAUUGUGCCAGGGGUGAGCACCCUGUUCUCCUGGUCCUCACUCUCCUGGGCACUGGUGUCCUACACUCGCUUCAUGGGCUUCAUGAAGCCAGGCCACCUGGCCAUGCCAUGGGCCGCCCUCUUCUGCCAGCAGCUCUGGAGGAUGGGCAUGUUGGGAACCCGCGUGCUGAGUCUGGUUCUGUUCUACAAAGCCUACCACUUUUGGGUUUUCGUGGUUGCAGGUGCCCACUGGCUGGUGAUGACAUUCUGGCUUGUUGCCCAGCAGAGUGACAUCAUCGACAGCACCUGCCACUGGAGGCUGUUCAACCUGCUUGUGGGGGCAGUGUACAUCCUCUGCUACCUCAGCUUCUGGGACAGCCCUUCUAGAAAUAGGAUGGUCACAUUCUACAUGGUCAUGCUGUUGGAGAACGUCAUCCUGUUGCUGUUGGCCACUGACUUUCUCCAGGGGGCGUCAUGGACCAGCCUGCAGACCAUAGCUGCGGUCCUGUCUGGAUUUCUGAUUGGCAGUGUCUCACUGGUAAUUUAUUACAGCCUGCUGCAUCCAAAAUCCACAGACAUCUGGCAGGGCUGCCUAAGGAAGUCCUGUGGCAUUGCAGGAUGUGAUAAAACAGAGAGAAGAGCUUCUCCCAGGGCCGCGGCUCUAGCUGGGAAGAGAACCGAGAGCUCAGGCUCAUGCCAAGGGGCAAGUUAUGAGCUAACCAUUUUAGGGAAGCCCCCUACCCCUGAGCAGGUCCCCCCAGAGGCUGGACUGGGGACCCAGGUUGCUGUGGAAGACUCUUUCCUCCGUCAUCACCACUGGCUGUGGGUGAAACUUGCCCUAAAAACAGGAAAUGUGUCUAAGAUCAAUGCCGCCUUUGGAGAUGACAGUCCUGUCUAUUGUCUACCUGCAUGGGGGUUGACUCAACAGGACGACCUGCAGAGGAAGGCCCUGUCUGCCCAGCAAGAGCUCCCAUCCUCAUCCCGUGACCCCUCAACCUUAGAGAGUGGCUCUGCAUUUGAAGGUGUCCCUAAAGCAGAGGCCGACCCAUUGGAAACCUCAAGUUACGUAUCUUUUGCCAGCAAUCAGCAGGAUGAGGCACCUACCCAGAACCCAGCAGCCACGCAGGGGGAGGGCACCCCAAAGGAAGGAGCCGAUGCUGUUUCUGGGACACAGGGGAAGGGGACAGGUGGGCAGCAGAGAGGAGGGGAAGGACAGCAGAAUUCCACGUUGUACUUCAGUGCCACUGAAGAAGUGGCCACAUCCUCACAACAAGAAGGCAGCCCAGCUACUCUGCAAACGGCCCACUCUGGAAGCAGGCUGGGAAAGAGCAGCCCUGCCCAGCCUGCAUCACCCCACCCAGUGGGCUUGGCACCCUUCCCCGUCACCAUGGCUGACAUUAGCCCCAUCCUAGGCACAGGCCCAUGCAGAGGCUUCUGCCCCAGUGCAGGCUUCCCUGGAAGAACCCUCAGUAUCUCAGAGCUGGAGGAGCCGCAGGAGCCCACAAGGGACCUAAGUCACCAUGCAGCUGUUCGUGUGUGGAUGUCAUUGCCACAGGUGAGGACUGCCCAUGAGCCCUGCCUCACGUCCACCCCUAAGUCUGAGUCUAUCCAAACAGACUGCAGCUACAGGGAACAGAUGAAGCAAGAGCCGAGUUUUUUCAUCUGACCACAGUCAUGGUGGGACAAGACAACAGGCUGACAAACCAAGCUGGUCAUUUGGUGCAGUGAGAAGAGAAAUCCCACUUCUGACACCUGUGUCCUUGGGCACAUCACUGUCACCUCUAAAUCUCCAUCUGCAUCCCUGAAAAAUGAGGAAACAGGGCUGGAUGAUUUCGCAGGUCCAAUGUAAACAUCACAGACCCCACACAUGCAUAGGAGAGACUCGAACACACUUUA
Messenger RNA from Symphalangus syndactylus (siamang), 2291 nucleotides. It is a transcript of the gene XKR5, whose product is annotated as XK related 5. The record is from RefSeq and is a predicted model, not a curated record. NCBI's taxonomy places the organism in Eukaryota, Metazoa, Chordata, Mammalia, Primates, Hylobatidae. Gene Ontology annotation, cellular component: membrane.